Chara braunii is the source of this 5414-nucleotide messenger RNA. Lineage: Eukaryota; Viridiplantae; Streptophyta; Charophyceae; Charales; Characeae. The record is from the annotation of a GenBank genome assembly.
AGGGUGACGAUUGCGUACAUGAGCAGCGGAGUGGAAGGCCCUCUCCUGCCUAACUCCGCGUAUGCUGAACCGAUCUAAUACGCCCCUUACGCUGGGAGCAGGGGGAGAGGAGGAGGAGUAUGGCCCCGAUCGUUGCACCCUCGUGAGCGAGGGAAGGUGGAUGUCAUCGGUCUACUUGCCGGAUCGAUGCGUUCAGGGGAUGUGCAAAUGAUGAACCUCUGCCUAAAUGCUUCUCCUCCUCUCUUCCUCCCUUCCUCUUCCCCUCCUAGCUGAGAAAGCAUUUUCAUCCCCCUUGAUUCUUUUUACCAAUUCCUAUUUCUUCUCCCCCUCCUUUGUCCUAAUUAGUCAAGGUGGAGACGCACAGCUUCACCUAACAAUACCUACGGGUAUCUGGCGGACUGCGCUUGUUUUUCCUGCUGGGUUGACACGCGCGGGUGCGUCAGAGAGAGAGAGAGAGAGAGAGAGAGAGAGAGAGAGAGAGAGAGAGAGAGAGAGAGAGGUGGUUCACAAUGGGUGUCACCUUACCUGCAAGGGAGGCUAACCUCUUCAAAUCCAUAGUGAAAUCGUAUGAGACGAAGCAGUAUAAGAAGGGUUUGAAGGCUGCGGAUCAAAUUCUGAAGAAGUUUCCUGACCAUGGGGAGACCUUGGCCAUGAAGGGAUUGACGCUCAACUGCAUGGACAGAAAGCCCGAAGCUUAUGAUCUCGUCAGGAAAGGGUUGGUUAAGGACCUCAAGAGCCAUGUGUGCUGGCACGUCUUCGGUCUUCUUCAUCGCUCCGACCGCGAGUACCGCGAAGCCAUCAAGUGUUAUCGCAAUGCUCUUCGAUCUGAUCCCGACAACAUCCAGAUUCUCCGAGAUCUGUCUCUCCUCCAGAUCCAGAUGCGCGACCUUGGUGGCUUUGUCCAGACUCGUUGUCAGCUCCUCACUCUUAAACCCAAUCACCGGAACAACUGGAUCGGCUUCGCCAUCGCCCAGCAUUUGAACGAUAACAGGGCCACCUCUGUCCAGAUUCUGGAGGCCUACGAGGGUACCCUGGAGGAGGAUCACCCCCCGGAGUCCGAGCGGUAUGAGCACAGUGAAAUGCUGCUCUACAAGGCGAUGCUUCAAGAAGAGAGCGGUGACUUCGAGAGAGCGAUUCAAGAGUUGGACCGCAAACAGGCGAAGAUCGUGGACACAUUGGCGUGGAAAGAGCAGCGCGCGUCGUUGUUGCUGGGCCUGAAACGGCUGGGCGAAGCCGAGGCGGCCUAUCGGAAGCUUCUGGACGUCAAUCCUGACAAUUACGCGUAUUAUGUCGGAUUGCAGAGGUGUCUAGGAGUGGAGGAGGAAGCUGAAGGGAGUUAUUCGGAGGGCAAUACGGCGAAAUUGAUGGUGUUGUACGAGGAGCUGCGUGAAAAGUACCCUCGCUCGGCGGCGGCGAAACGCAUCCCCUUGGACUUUUUGCAGGGUGAAGUAUUUGCCGAAGCGUUAGAUAGAUACGUUCGACCUUUCUUGAGGAAAGGUGUGCCAUCGUUGUUUUCCGAUCUGCGGCCUCUUUAUAACCAGCCAGGUAAGGCGGAGAUCAUGGAGAGAGUGUUCACGCGACUGGAGACGAGUCUGAGAGCUAGUGGACGGUUCCCUAAGCUUGAUUCUCUGUCCUCUCCUCUUCCUCCUCCUGCUCCUUCCGCUCCCUCUUCUUCCACUUCCUGCUGCACUUCUUCUCCGCCUUUGCCUUCUUCCUCUUCUACUUCUCCUCCGUCUUCCAAGGCGGGGAGCAGGAGGAGGAGGAGGAGGAGAGAUGACGAUGAUGAAUCUGAUGUCGAUGCUGUCCGUGCCUCUGGUGAUCACGAUGAUGAGGUGGUGGAGGAGGAGGAGGAAGAAGAAGAAGAAGAUGGAGAAAUCGACGACGACCAGGAGCCACCAUCGACGUUGAUGUGGAUGCUGUUCCUGCUCGCUCAGCAUCACGACAGAAGGGAACGAUUUGACAAAGCAUUGGAGAUGAUUGACCGCGCCAUUGCCCACACUCCGACCGUAAUCGACUUGUAUCUGAUCAAAGGACGGAUUCUCAAGCACGCGGGGGACCCCGUGGCGGCGGCGGCGCUGGCAGAUGAAGCCCGCAGCAUGGAUUUGGCGGACAGGUUCUUAAACAGCGAGUGCGUGAAGCGCAUGCUCAAGGCCGAUCAGGUGGAGGCCGCGGAAACCACUGCCGCGCUUUUUACCAAGGACGGAGAUCAACACAACAACUUGUUUGACAUGCAGUGCAUGUGGUACGAGCUGGCAAGUGGGGACAGCCAUCUGCGGCAGGGAAAUUUCGGGAAGGCGUUGAAGAAAUACUUGGCCGUGGAGAAGCACUACCAGGACAUGGAAGAAGACCAGUUUGACUUCCACACGUAUUGUUUGAGGAAGAUGACGCUGCGCGCGUACGUGAAGAUGCUGCGCAUGGCGGAUCGGCUCCAUAGCCACAAGUUCUUCUGCAGAGCGGCGGCUGGAGCGGUGAGGUGUUACCUGAAGGUCUUCGACAAGCCGCCGUCCGCGACGGCGGAAGAGGCAGACGCUGCAACAAUGCAGUCGAUGACAUCGGCGGAGAGAAAGAAGGCAAGGAGGCAAAAGGCGAAGGGAGAGAGGGCGAAGAAACUGGAAGAGGAGAGAGCAGCGAAGGAGGAAGAGGCGGCGGCUGCGGCCGCCGCCGCCGCCGCUUCCGCGAAAGGAGCGGGAGGAGGAGCGAAGAAAGGAGGUGGUGGGGCUUCUCAGGGUGCUAAGCCCGUGGAUACCGAUCCCGAUGGCGAGAAGCUGCUGCAGGUGCCCGACCUCUUGGCAGAGGCGAGCAAGUACCUCCGACUUUUGCAGGACCAUGCCGAUAGCUCGUUCGAGACGCAUCUUCUGGCUUACGAGGUGGCUGUAAGGAAGAGGAAAUUGUUGCUCGCCUUGAGGGGAAUCAAGAAAAUGCGGCGGAUCCAGCCGCACAAUCCCGACGGCCAUCGCUGUUUGAUCGGGUUUUUCCACUUGGUGGAUGGACUGCCCGUUGAGGACGUCAACCCGGUAGUGAUGGAUGUGGUCACAGCAGAGAGGAAGGAGAUGCUAGGGGCGAAGUCCUUGGUCGACUGCAAUGAGGCUUUCCUGGACGAGCACUCCGGGAGCUUGAGCCAUAGGGCAGUCGUGGCAGAGAUGAUGCUUUUGUUGUCGCCUGAAAAGAAGGAGAUGGCAUUGAAGCUCGUCCUCGAUUCUCCGAGUGGAGGUGGUAACCUCGCUGGUGGUUUUGAUGAUGCUGACGUGUCGUCCCGGUGGCGAUUAGACCAGUGUGUUGCGGUUCAUCGGCUGAUUCAGGAUAGCUUCAAGGACGGGGAGGCGGCGGCGCGCUGGAGGGAGCGGUGUAUUGCGCAUUACCCCUACUCGCUCUACUUCAGUGGUCCAAAGAGUUCCAAGGUAGUGGGUUUGCCUGUGGUUGCCGGCGUUGAAAACGUGGCUGGUGGUGGCGGCGUUGGAAGAGGAGGAGAAGGAGGUGGUGGUGUUCAGAAGGAGGACUCCAGCUCGCCGUGUGCUGCGCAGAACAACACUCUUACCGUGUCCUCCUCAAGUACGGCCCCUGGGAUUGUUGCCACGGAGAACGGUUCAGGGAGCACCACCUGAGAAUAGGUCAUCGGAACCAAGGAGAUUGAUUGAUUGAUUGAUUGAUUGAUGAUUGAUUGAUUGAUUGAUUGAUUGGUUGGUUGGUUGGUAGGUUGGCUGGCUGGUUGGGCGGGCGGGCGGGCGGGCGGGUGAUGAUGGGGAUUAAACCACUCACACAGUUUUGCUUUGGCGGGCGCGCCGGCGAAUGGAAUGCAGAGUGAUGGGUGGCGUUGUUUGCCUCCUCUUGUUUCUUCUGCUGCUGCUCCUCUCCGCUACUUGUCUUCCUCUCUCUCCACUCUCCCCUCCUCCUCCCCCUUAUCCCCCCCCUCCUAGACAUCAGUUGCCCCAGGUUGAUUGAUCGAUUGGUCAGUUAUUCCACGCGUCUGCACGCGCUUCUAGUCUGCACUGCGUUGGGAUACCGUCUGGAUAUCUGGCGCCGCCCUGCUACCUCCUCCUCCUCUACGCUUGGCCUCAAUUUCUUUCCCACCAUUGCCAGUUUUACCCAAUCUCCCGUUCUCUCCUUGUUUUACCAACUCUUCGUCUCUGUGCUUGAGAGGUCUAGUACGUCUUGCGCGGCCUUUGACAUUUCCAUCCUACGUGGUCUUCAUUGUGAGCAUGCCAUCCAUCCUGCUCCUUCUCUUCUUACCCCUAGUUCGCACUCUGGUUCUCCCCCUUCCCCUUCCCCUCCCCCCCUUCCCCUCCCCCCCUUCCCCUCUCCCUUCCCAAGGAUCCUUCCGUCCCUUCUCGUAUUGCUGACCUUGCUGCAAACGGCUAUGGCUUCAAGCUGAGAGAUGGCCCUUUUUUAUCGCUGCAAUUUCCCAUCACCUGUUAAACCGAACGGACGAGGGUCUUCGAGGGGCCAGUUUGCUGUUGAUUCUCGGUAGUGGGGCGUUGGCCCCUAAGAGUGGUGUUCUCAGCUUCUAUCUUCUGCGGAAUUACAGUAGUUUGCAGAGGAGCAGAAUGCUGAGAUAAGAAGAUGAGGAAAAGGGUGGAGGGUGAAGGGGGUUGCGUGGCAAGUGCAGCCCAACAACCCUGCUUUCUGUCGGUUUGGGCAUAAUAGAAUGAGCGAGGCUUCCCGUCCGUUUGACAGUGAGGACCGUAGACCCUGCCGGUGCAAACACCCGCACGCAGAUGUACACACACACACACACGCACACACACGCACACACACGCACACACAUACAGGCACACACUCAGGAGAAGUCAUCGGCAGUAAUUGUCCUUGUUGAUUGGCUUGUUGGCGAUCUGCAAAUGGGGGAGCUCGAGGGGCGUCUUGCAUGUGUGAGUGGUUGAAUGUUUGGUGACCUAAUGCGGAGAGAGAGAGAGAGAGAGAGAGAGAGAGAGAGAGAGAGAGAGAGAGAGAGAGAGAGAGGGGGGGGGGGGGGGGGGGGGGGGCGGGGGGGGGAUGAGAAAGGAGGGACGGGAAUGGAGAGUUUGGAGUGUGUAUUACACACAGGUUGAGUGGCUGCCAGGUCCCUGUGAUUGUUCGUUCGUGGGCAUCGUGUUGGUUGUGUGACACGUGGCGUCCUGAUGCAUCUUGUUAGGUGUGUGAUUUAAGUGACGUCGUUUUCACGUGCGUGACACGCGGAAUCAUCAUGUUUGUUGUGACUUUGGCGACAUCGUUGUUGGUGAGUUACACUUGGCGUUGUAGUGGCUGUGGGACGCAUGCAUUUUCAAAGUGAAUGAACAUGUUGUUGUUGACAUAGGGUGGAGACGGGAGCGGGGUCCAGAGGAGGUGGGUGCAGAGAGGUGGGUGCAGGACCUAGAGUGGUAAAUGGUACAGUCAGUGAGUGCCCUGUUGAUAUAAGGAAUCGAUAAAGGCCAAAGGCAAAC